This is a messenger RNA of Oncorhynchus nerka (sockeye salmon), 1517 nucleotides long. RefSeq names its product condensin complex subunit 3-like. The record is from RefSeq and is a predicted model, not a curated record. Gene Ontology annotation, molecular function: protein binding. NCBI's taxonomy places the organism in Eukaryota, Metazoa, Chordata, Actinopteri, Salmoniformes, Salmonidae. The transcript has 11 exons. Gene Ontology annotation, biological process: mitotic chromosome condensation. Gene Ontology annotation, cellular component: condensed chromosome; cytoplasm; condensin complex. The annotation marks the transcript as partial.
CUCUCUCUCUCUCUCUCUGUCUCUCUCUCUGUCUCUCUCUCUGUCUCUCUCUCUGUCUCUCUCUCUGUCUCUCUCUCUGUCUCUCUCUCUCUCUCUCUCUGUGUCUCUCUCUUUCUCUCUCCUCUCGUCCAGCCUAUCUGUUGAUCUUGGAGAAUGAUUCCAACCCUGAGGUUCGUCGAGCCGUUCUGUCCUGCAUCGCCCCCUCCUCUCUCACCCUCCCCAAGAUCCUGAAACGCACCAGGGACGUCAAGGAGAGUGUGCGCAAACUGGCUUACCAGGUCCUGUCAGACAAGGUCCACAUCAGAGCUCUGAGUAUUGCCCAGAGAGUCAGUCUGCUGCAGCAGGGUCUCCACGAUGCCGCAGAAUCGGUGAGGGGGGUGGUGCAGGUCCGUCUCCUCCCAGCCUGGCUGAAUCUUCUCCAGGGUGAUGUGUUGGAGCUGUUACAUAAACUGGAUGUAGAGAACUGCUCUCAGACCGCCCUGGACACACUGACCGCUCUGUUCACACACACACCUCAGGACCAGCUGCUCCACCACUGCCUUCAGCUGGACGACAGGAUGCUGGUCCCGGCUGGGUCUCUGUCCUGUGAGAGCGUGUUGUACUGGAGAGCUCUGUGUGAGUUCGUUAAGACUAAAGGGGAUGAAGGAGAGGAGAUGUUGGAGAAGCUGCUGCCCGAGGCUGCUACCUUCGCUGAAUACCUCUACGGGUAUGUGAAGUGUGUCCCGGUGUUGUCUGAAGAGCAGAAAGGAGACUUUGCUCAGCUGGAGCUGGUGAUGACUAAAGAGUUCAUCUCUCAACAACUCAUCCACCUCACCGGCUGUCUGGAUACCAAUGAAGAGGGAGGAAGGAAGCGUGUGGUGGCUGUGUUACAGGAGAUGCUGGUCCUACCUCAGACUCCUCCCUCUCUGGUCUCUCUGCUGACAGAGAAACUACUGACCCUGAUACCUGACGACCACAGACGCAUUCAGACCGUGGCGGAGGUGAUCUCGGAGGUGCGUGAGCCCAUCGUCGUCAGACAGCCGCUGGAUGAGAACGAGAACCGCAGGAAACAAGUUAAGCUAGCGGAGGUGAAAGUUGGUAUCCUAGAAGCUAAACAGGCCUUAGAGGAGUGUAUCAGUAACCAGGAGUUCAACAGAGCAGCGGAGCUGAAGGACUCUAUAACUGACCUGGAGAACCUGAGGAACAACAUCCUGCAGGAGGAGACACCGCAGGAGGACAAGGAGACAGAGACACGCAUGGAGAAGACGGACCCAGAGACCCUCCUGCGCUGUCUGACCAUGUGUGUUGAGCUGUUGAAACAGAUGAACAUCAAGACGAGGAUCGGUCCGACCAUGUCAGCUCUCCUCUCCUCUCUGAUCCUGCCCAGUAUAUCCAACGCCCAGCCAGCGGUGAGGAACAUGGCAGUCGUGUGUUUGGGGACGUGUGCUCUGCACAGCAAAGACCUGGUCAACACACAUCUGGUGCUGCUGCUGCAGAUAGCCCAGCUAGAUGAGGUCAGUAUCUGUCUCUGUAGAUAG